AUGGCCCUCCCCCAGAAAUCCAAAGCAGACUACUACUCAAAGCUCAGUGGCAAAGAAACCACUGACGACUGGGAUAUUCUAGUGUCCUACUCGGAAAAGGAGUUGAACAGUUUACUUGACAAGGUCUGGGGUGAGAAGAAAUUCUUCUACAACCACACAUUCCCUGGUGCGACGGAGACUGUAGAGGACGUUAAGAUCGAGCAUAGCUUCAAUCUGAGCUUGACCUCACCCCGGUUGAGCUUCGAUUCCAUGAACAAUGAAGGACCAAAAGUCAAUCUCACCAUGGGAUUCACCGGCGCAAUGAAAACAAAGGUCACAGUAGGCAGUGGGAGCCCAAAGGAAACUGAGAAGGACAUUCCUGCGGGUUCCGCCGAUUUGGUAAUGAAGGUUCCACUUACGUCUUUCAACCUUACCAAGAAGGAUAUCGAGGAUGCCAAGCAUAUCAUCCAUUUUGGGGACACGGGCGACAGCGAUCAUUGUGUGAUCUUUCAUUUCCAGAACAUGGGCUCUGAAUGGACUAUUGUGCCCCACUCCGGACUUGACAAGGCUGUGGAGGAACAGCUCAAUAAGGCCGGCCCUACGGUUCAAGCGUGGUUCAAGGAUAUCAAAAAUGUGGAUAUGAUUGAUUACGGGCUGGCCAAAAUCAACACCAAAACUGAUCCAACCUCGAAACUGCUCCGUCCCAAGUCGUACAAGCUAGUCUCAUCCAAAGGACUGCUGAAUCUCUUCAUCCAGACCGAAGGUGGGAGUGGCAGUCCAGGGAAUGAUCAGAAUACCCAGUUUGGACGUCGGUACAGCGACUUUGCCUUUAGUUCUAUACCACAGGACCACACGGCGUGUAUUAUCAUCUCUCGCGAACUUUUCUUCACGAAGUUUCUCUUGGACAGGAUUGGCAAACUGUCCUCUCCCUUAGAUGUGGUCGACAAGACCAAGUCUAAAAGCGACUCAACCCCUGGUGCUCUCCUGGACAUCAAGUACAAGAAAUCAGUCAUUGUCCCUGCGAAAAGCUACUAUCACUAUCCGAUCAUGUAUGAGGUCGAAGAGUGUGAUAUUGAUUGGAAUGAGCACCCUCUUCACCUUACACUUUUAGAUGAGACACCAUAUACGGAGCCAAAAUAUAAAUGGGACUGGGACUUUUCAGCCCAUACAAACUACUGGGCCAACGGUACCAAAGUUGGCCUCGAGGUUAAAGCUAAGGUUGAAGGAAGCAAAAGAACCCUCGCAUCGGUGAAGGACUACAAGAUUGAUUUCGAUCUUUCUCUGACCGACAGUGAUCAGCCAACAACGUGGACUGAGCCCGCCCACCCUGGUGCUGAACUCACACCUCAUGCUUCCCUUCCAAAAUUCAGUUUUCCGUUGGAGGAGCUCAACUUCUUUGCGACCCAGAAUAUACUGGCUCCGGGUGAAAGGUUUAUUUCAGUCUCCGGUAUGAUGUUCCCUGGGGACCUUGUGCUGAUGGGCACGAUUCCUACGAAAUAAGGGUGUUUUGCUACUGCAGCUUGGGUGGUAAAUGUAUGUAUCUAUUCAUAAAGCAAUGCUACAACGGGAUCACGUUGCGAAGCUAGACAAUUUCCCCGUCUCGGUCCUUGCGUGCUGCUCUAUCGAUGGCUUCCCUUCGUCUCCUCUCUGCGUUCCUCUUGAUCUCUUCUAGAGUGCUGUCAAUAAUAGUGUCACUCGACUUUUUCUCACGUUCCUCCUUGUCUUCUUGCUUUUCUUUUAUCUCCCCCUUCAGCUUUUUCACCUUUCCUUCAUACUCUUCUUUAAUCUUCCGUUCCUCUUCUCUCUUCUGUGCCCAUGUUUUACCCGACUUCUCAACUUCUGCCAACUUUUUCUUUCUGUCUUGAUCGGCAUUAUCGAGUUGCACUCCCAGC
Molecule: messenger RNA, 1871 nt
Organism: Aspergillus caelatus
Lineage: Eukaryota; Fungi; Ascomycota; Eurotiomycetes; Eurotiales; Aspergillaceae
Exons: 3
Coding region: 1-1479 (492 amino acids)
Source: RefSeq, a predicted model, not a curated record